AUGUCGACAAUACUUGGCAAGAAAAGUGAGAAAGAUUUGCAUCGGGCCAGUCAUGAAGAGAACGAACAACCGCCGCCGCCCUAUUCAAACCACGGUGACCAAGACCAAGAGGCCUCCAAGUUCCCACCUCAGCCAUAUCAUGGGCAAGCUCCGUGUCACACAUUCCAACUUCAAGCCACCAACUGGUUGUGUAACAACUUUCACAUCAGCGAUAUCAACAACCAAGACACACCUCUCUAUACGGUGAAAACUAAGCUCAGGAAACCACACAUGAUCCUAAGGGCAACAUCUUCGCCAGAUACCGAGCUGGCCACAGUUGAAUUCCAUACGUUACGGCCCAAGGUAGACGUCUUCAUUCACGGAGAAAAACUCACGAUUUCUAUGAAGAAGUUUUCUUAUACUGCAACAUACGAAUCGGCUGCACUACAACAAACAUUGACGUGGAAGAGCAAUAGUCACUGGAAGACAUUUGAUUUGGAUUGCGUCGAUGAAAAUACCAUGCCCCUUGUGAAGAUAUCAUCCGCAUACUAUAGUUGCAAACGAGGGUCUCAAAUCCAGUUCUUUGGCCACGCGGUUGAAAACAAUUCAGCUGUCAGAAAUGAGCUUAUCGCGACGGGGUUAGCAAUGGCCCAGUACAUCAAUCUCAUGGCCAGUACUACUGUUGCAGCGACCUCUACAUAA
This is a messenger RNA of Talaromyces rugulosus, 681 nucleotides long. RefSeq lists its product as uncharacterized. The record is from RefSeq and is a predicted model, not a curated record. NCBI's taxonomy places the organism in Eukaryota, Fungi, Ascomycota, Eurotiomycetes, Eurotiales, Trichocomaceae. The transcript is spliced from 2 exons. Bases 1 to 681 code for a protein of 226 amino acids.